UUUUUAAUAGUAAUAACCAGUUACACGUAUCUACAGUAACAGUUUAAUUUAAAUACAGGCUAAUCUAUCAAUCUAUCGUGUAUAAAUUACUCCAUAAAUUAGACGAAUUGUCAAUAAAUCAAAAUUGUGACUCAAUACCCUAAUAAAAGAUGGCUUCUGCGACUUAAUUAGUGACGAGAAAUCGCGGUUCUAAAAUCCAAUUAAUGAACUGGUUCAACGAUAUACUGUGCUCAAUCUCAAAGUGAUUGCAAGAUAAUAGAACGAGGAUGUGGACGAGCGGCCUGAUUCAUUUGUAUUGUAUAGUCGUGUUGAAUGUCGCGAAUCAGGGUGUGUUAGCUGAGUACGAAAUCAGAAGCUUCUUUUAUCCGUCACCUCGUAUUGUUCCAAGCUGGAGACUGGUCGGUGAUCGUUAUAACAAUCGCAUUUUUAUUGCAUCACAACCGACACCAGUCCACUUUUCUUAUUCCGGUGAUCAGAAGUCGAUCGGUGAUUCUUGCUACACCAACAGUUUGGUCGGUGUUUGCACAUUAACAAGUAAAUGUCCAGGUGUUUUACAAGAUAUUCGAAAUGGAAAAAAUCCCACUGUAUGUUCAUAUCAAAUAUCUGAGGCGAUUGUCUGCUGUCCAAUACCAAACAAUAGCAACAACCCAACAUAUCAACAAGAGAGUCAUACAACUGUACAACAUAACCAGAAUAGUCAAAUCAAAUCAAAUCUGAAAAAUCACCGAGAACCAGCCCAACGUCGUAGUGAACAAAAGUGUGAAGAAUAUUCUCGAUUGGCUGCACGUCCUGGCUUAUUCACAUCGCUAUCGAUUUUGGCAUCAACUCAAAGAGUUAACAUUCCAACAUGUUUAUAUUCAACGGGACUAAUCGUCGGUGGAGAGGUUUCAAAACCGGGCGAAUUUCCGCAUAUGGCUGCUGUUGGUUGGACAACCGAUAGUAAAAUAGAUUGGAAAUGCGGCGGUUCAUUGAUAAGCGAACAUUUCAUUUUAACAGCAGGCCAUUGUUCGUCUGCCUAUGGGAUUUUACCAGACAUUGUAAGACUUGGUGAUCAGAAUUUAGUGAGACAAGAUGAUGGUGCUGAUCCACAGGAAUAUCAAAUUGAAAGUGUUAUUGCACAUCCCAAUUACAGACAUUCAUCAAAUUAUUAUGACAUUGCAUUGCUUCGACUCAACCGACAGGUGACAUUUACUCGAUUCGUUCGGCCAGCAUGUAUUUGGCAAAGUUAUUCCAUUAAUUCAACGAAAGCAGUUGCAACUGGUUGGGGACAAGUAGAAUUCGCCGGCGAUCGUUCGGAUGACCUUCGAAAAGUAUCGCUAAACAUUAUAGACUAUACCGAUUGUCGCCAACUCUACGAAACGUCGAAAAAAUUAAGAAGAGGAAUCGUUAAGUCUCAAUUGUGCGCGGGUCAUCUUCAAGGAGGAAAGGAUACAUGCCAUGGCGAUUCUGGUGGACCCGUUCAAAUCAUUACACCGAAGAAUCAAUGUGUUUUCCAUAUUAUUGGUAUCACUUCUUUUGGUAAGGCUUGUGCAGCCGUAAAUACAGCUGCUGUUUAUACAAGAGUUUCGUCAUAUGUUGAUUGGAUUGAGUCUGUUGUCUGGCCGGCAUAAACGAAUAAAUAUGCCCAAAAUCGAAUCCGAAAUGGGAGAAAAUCACGUUGGCUUUCGGUUAGUUCAUCGAGCCAGUUUGGGACAGAGGGAAGU
This is a messenger RNA of Bradysia coprophila, 1703 nucleotides long. Its product is annotated as serine protease snk-like. The record is from RefSeq and is a predicted model, not a curated record. NCBI's taxonomy places the organism in Eukaryota, Metazoa, Arthropoda, Insecta, Diptera, Sciaridae. Gene Ontology annotation, biological process: proteolysis. Gene Ontology annotation, molecular function: serine-type endopeptidase activity.